Molecule: messenger RNA, 2751 nt
Organism: Cryptomeria japonica (Japanese cedar)
Lineage: Eukaryota; Viridiplantae; Streptophyta; Pinopsida; Cupressales; Cupressaceae
Product: wall-associated receptor kinase 3-like
Exons: 3
Coding region: 73-2424 (783 amino acids)
Biological process (GO): cell surface receptor signaling pathway; protein phosphorylation
Cellular component (GO): plasma membrane
Molecular function (GO): calcium ion binding; ATP binding; protein serine/threonine kinase activity
Source: RefSeq, a predicted model, not a curated record
CGUGGCCUUUUCAUUCCUUAAUAUCUUCUUCUUCUUGUGAUGUUUGGGUACCUAGUUUUUCGCGAAUAGAAAAUGUUGUUGCAAACGCAAAUGGAUUGUCGAGUGUUGGUUCUCUCUGUAAUUUGUGUAUGUAUGGUGGGCUUCACUUCUGCUGCAGAAUGUGUUCCUGAGAAGUGUGGUAAUUGGGAAGUGAGUUACCCUUUCUAUAUUAAUAAUUCUGAUUGUGGAUACCAUGGUUUUCAGAUCAAUUGCACCAUGGAUAACUCUACUGGGAAGAUGGCUCUAUUUCUUCCUGCGGAUAUCGCAGUAAGAGAUGGUGAUGGCACUUCAACAGCUUAUUUUAAGAUUAUGGAGACCAAUCAUUCUGGUUAUAUUGUCAUUGAUUCGAGUUCCCUUAAAGCGUCUUCGUGUCAGCAAGAGGCAGACGCAUUCAAGCGAUUUCACUUACCUGGGCCUUUCUAUUUUUCCAUGUCGGAUAAAUUUGUGGUGGCUGGUUGCAAUACAACUGGUAAUUACACAUACGGGGACCGAAGGGGAGAAGCCAGAUGUAUCUCUUCAUGUUACCCUCAAAUUGAUCCACCAUACUGCCGCUAUGGCUGUUGUGAAAUUACUGUUCCAGAUAAUAAUUGGAAGAUAACAUUCACAAGCGAAGGCGAAGGUGAUGGAAUCUGUGGCUUCUCUACCAUAAUGGAUCCCUCCACCUUCAGGGUAGCCGACAAUAAAACCGAUCUCUCUUGGGGAGAUGUUCAGAAGGCUUAUUAUGGUCUGCGCUUGAACUGGGGUAUCGGCGAUAUGAAUUGCUCAAUGGCUGAAGGAACUGAAGAUUAUUCUUGCUCCACUAACGCAAAAUGCCUCGCCUCUCCGUCAAGAAAUGGGCACGUAUGCGGAUGCCUUCCUGGAUAUAAAGGAUCUGGUUACUUUAACGGUACUCGUUGUAUAGACAUAGACGAAUGCAGUAGUGAAGGGGUCAAUAUGUGCGUGGGAGUAGAGGAUGGAGGAAAAUGCACUAAUUUGGAAGGUUUCUACAGUUGUUCAUGUGCGAAGGGAUAUAUAGGAGACGGCUUUCGCAAUGGGACAAGAUGUGUAUCCAAAAUCUCUAACGACCUCAGAACUGCAAUCAUAGGUUCUAUUUCAUCAUUCGUUGGAGUUUCUGUGGUAGCUUCUGGACUAUUAUGGUGGCGGAGGAUACGUCGUUUGGAAAAUGCGAGAUUGAAGAACUUCGAGGAGAAUGGCGGGAAAGAGUUGGAGAAUCUGCUCGAUUCCAUGGGAGGGAAAAAAAGCCUCAAACUGUUUUCUGAAAGAGAGCUGGAAACAGCUUCCAAAAAUUAUUCAAUGAUAAUAGGGAAUGGUGGCUUUGCAACUGUCUACAAAGGAGUUCUUGAGGAUCUCACACCCAUAGCAAUUAAAACACCCAAAUCAAUUUCAAAAGAGGAGUUUAAGAACGAAAUUGCAAUUCUGUCCCAUAUUAGUCACAGAAAUGUAGUGAAAUUGUUCGGUUGUUGUUUGCAAACUAAACCCCCAUCUGUUGUAUAUGAAUUUGUUCCCAAUGGGACAGUGUUUGAGCAUCUACAUUCCAAAGAAAAGGAAUUGUCAUGGGAGACAAGGCGCCAGAUUGCCAUUGAAACCGCAGAAGCCAUAGCCUAUAUACAUGAUCAAGCCUCUCAACGCAUUUUCCAUCGGGAUAUAAAAUCUUCAAAUAUUUUGCUAGACAACACAUUCACACCAAAAGUAGCAGACUUCGGUAUUUCUCGACUACGUCCUUCAGCUGAUGGGCAGUUGAGCACCAGGCAUUGCUCUGGCACUCCAGGCUAUAUGGAUCCUGAUUUUAAGACUAGCAACAAAUUCACAGACAAGAGUGAUGUUUUCAGCUUCGGUGUAGUUUUGGUGGAGCUUCUCACUGGUUUGAGGCCGUUGUUGUCUACCGGUAAUUUGUAUGACUAUUUCCUGUCUAAAAUAAAUGACAAGUGCCUCACUGAAAUUUUAGAUGUAAAAGUGAAGAACAGGGAAAACCAAGGGCAGAUGGAAAGUAUGGCAAGCUUAGCACAAGAAUGUUUGCGAAAGGAAGCAAAAUCAAGGCCGUCGAUGAGAGAUGUAGUGGAUAAACUUUACUGGAUAAGAUUUGCUACAAAAGAGUCUAGUGAUCUAAACCAAGCUGGGCUAAACUGUGAUACUUCGCCAAGUACUAGUGAUAAUUUCAACAGCGUACCAAAUUGUCCAACAGCUGCUUCAGAUUGUCCCUCUUCGAUAAGAAUCUCUUCAAAACAGUCGAGGCUUGCGGAGCACACCAAUAAUCCUACUUGUUACCACAGCCUAACAACUUAUCCAGAUUGUCCUACAACUAGUUCAAAUUGUCCUACAACUAGUUCAGAUUGUCCUACCACUCCAUUCCUUCAGAUUGAGAUGUCAGAUAAGCAUGCUCGAUGAUUACAGCAAUUCACAACCGAAGAAGCAAACAAGGCGAGGCAUUAUAUAUUUGCAUUCGAUUACACACGUAUUUUUUUUCUAGUGGCAGGCAUUUUCUAGGCAGUUGGUCAAAGUUUAUUAUCUUGGUAUGAUGCAACAAAUCAUAUUUACCCUAGUGUUUUCUUAUUUCAUCCAAUAUAUGCAUGCUUGUAUUUUGCCAAAAACAGCUACUACAGUUACGACGUGUUUAGUCUCCUAUUACAGUUACAUUUUGAAGUGUAUGCUUGGUGCAAGGAGAACAAGUUGUAAUUAUGCAUAAUCUUAUAGCAAUAAUAUAUAUGUUUUUAA